AAUUGGAAAAUGGCCGCGAAACAGAAUUCUUCUGUUCAGGAAGGACAAACAACAUCUGACGAUAUUCCCCUGACAUCCUUAGAAGAAAGUUUGCUUAGCUUGGAAAAGCUUGAUCGUGCAUCUCCAGAGCUAUGGCCUGAACAAAUACCCGGAGUGUCGGAGUUCGCGCCGAUGCACAAUACCAAUCAAUCUCCGCCUUCAUGGAACAGAGUACUUACCAAAGAGGACUACAGUUACAUGCAUAAAUUAGGUCUACUUUCAACCAGUGGCCUGAUAAUGGAAGUGAAGAAACUUCAUGAUCUAGCAUACCAGCUAGGCCUUGAAGAAGCAAAGGAAAUGACUAGAGGAAAAUAUUUAAAUAUAUUUCAGAGGAGACCACCGCGGUAGUAUGUUGAUGAAUGUAGUAUAGUUUCAUGUUGUUAAGUUAGCAGAAAACUGGGUUCGAAAGAAAAAUUUUAAACCAAACCACUGUGCUGUCCUUGAGCUGGAAAAUUUGAUUAUCCUAUUGCAAGAUACAACAAAAAUGAUAUUGCAAUCAACUUGCAACAGCGACUUCAAUGUGUGAUAUACAUAGAUGUCACAGCACAGGAGAAAACAUUACCAACUGCGUUACAGAAAAGGUCUUUUACACAAGUGGACGGACAACCAAUGGCAGUCAAUAAUAUGGAGUGAUGAAUCAAUUAUAACUUAUUUAUAGAAAGAAGCCGACCUUUUCCAGUUAAAAGAGAAUCAUCAAAAUCGGUACAUAAUGCCGGAGUAAUUGCAUAACAUACAAAAUAUACAGUUUAAUAGAGAACCCCCUCCUUACUGAAAUUGGUUAAAAAUUAAGAUUCAAAGA
Molecule: messenger RNA, 838 nt
Organism: Hyposmocoma kahamanoa
Lineage: Eukaryota; Metazoa; Arthropoda; Insecta; Lepidoptera; Cosmopterigidae
Gene: lin-52
Product: protein lin-52 homolog
Exons: 5
Coding region: 10-387 (125 amino acids)
Biological process (GO): regulation of DNA-templated transcription
Cellular component (GO): DRM complex
Source: RefSeq, a predicted model, not a curated record